AUGCAGCACGGCGGCGCCCCUGUCCCUCCCCCUUUCUUCUCCACUCCACCUACUUUUCUACCCGUAGUAACUCGGGAGAGCCGGAGAGGAUCGAAUUCAGGUGGCGGCGCCGGGCACUACGUAGGGGUCACGGCGACGGCGGCGGCUGACGGCUGGAAGAGCAGGCUUUCUUCGCCGCUUGUCCUCCUUCCCCGGUCCGCUCGGUGUCAGGAGCGGCGGCGCGGCGGUCGGACUUCGUCCUUACUCCCGUUACCCCCCGCGCCCGAGCGGGCACUCUUCCCUUCGCCAUCCCCCGACCCUUCACCCCGGGGACUGGGCGCCUCCCCCGGCACACCACUGGGAGCGGAGGCCGGUCUCCUGCUUGGCUGUCGCGCCUCCAUGUCGGAUAACCAGAGCUGGAACUCAUCGGGUUCCGAGGAGGAUCCGGAGACGGAGUCCGGGCCGCCUGUGGAGCGCUGCGGGGUCCUCAGCAAGUGGACAAACUACAUUCAUGGAUGGCAGGAUCGUUGGGUAGUGUUGAAAAAUAAUACUCUAAGCUAUUACAAAUCUGAAGAUGAAACAGAGUAUGGCUGCAGGGGAUCCAUCUGUCUUAGCAAGGCUGUCAUCACGCCUCAUGAUUUUGAUGAAUGUCGAUUUGAUAUUAGUGUAAAUGAUAGCGUUUGGUAUCUUCGUGCUCAGGAUCCAGAUCACAGGCAGCAGUGGAUAGAUGCCAUUGAACAGCACAAGACUGAAUCUGGCUAUGGCUCUGAAUCUAGCCUGCGCCGGCACGGAUCAAUGGUGUCACUGGUGUCUGGAGCAAGUGGCUAUUCUGCAACAUCCACCUCUUCAUUCAAGAAAGGCCACAGUUUACGUGAAAAAUUGGCUGAAAUGGAAACUUUUAGAGACAUCCUAUGUAGACAAGUUGAUACUCUACAGAAGUUCUUCGAUGCCUGUGCUGAUGCCGUCUCCAAGGAUGAACUUCAAAGGGAUAAAGUGGUAGAAGAUGAUGAAGAUGAUUUUCCAACAACACGUUCUGAUGGAGAUUUCCUGCAUAAUACCAAUGGCAAUAAGGAAAAGAUAUUUCCUCAUGUAACACCGAAAGGGAUUAAUGGUAUAGACUUUAAAGGGGAAGCAAUAACUUUUAAAGCAACAACUGCUGGAAUCCUUGCUACACUUUCUCACUGUAUUGAACUAAUGGUAAAACGUGAGGACAGCUGGCAAAAGAGACUGGAUAAGGAAAUGGAGAAGAGAAGAAGAGCAGAAGACGAAUGCACAAAUGCCAUGACAGAACUUAAGAAAAAAUCCCACUUUGGAGGACCAGACUAUGAGGAAGGUCCAAAUAGUCUGAUUAAUGAAGAAGAGUUCUUUGAUGCUGUUGAAGCUGCACUUGACAGACAAGAUAAAAUAGAAGAACAGUCACAGAGUGAAAAGGUUAGAUUACAUUGGCCUACAUCGUUGCCAUCUGGAGAUGCCUUUUCUUCUGUGGGGACUCAUAGAUUUGUUCAAAAGCCCUAUAGUCGCUCUUCCUCCAUGUCUUCCAUUGAUCUUGUCAGUGCCUCUGACGAUGUUCACAGAUUCAGCUCCCAGGUGGAAGAGAUGGUACAGAACCACAUGACUUACUCAUUACAGGAUGUAGGUGGCGAUGCCAAUUGGCAGUUGGUGGUAGAAGAAGGAGAAAUGAAGGUAUACAGAAGAGAAGUUGAAGAAAACGGGAUUGUUCUGGAUCCUUUGAAAGCUACCCAUGCAGUUAAAGGUGUUACAGGACACGAGGUCUGCAAUUAUUUCUGGAAUGUGGAUGUUCGCAAUGACUGGGAAACAACUAUAGAGAACUUCCAUGUGGUGGAAACAUUAGCUGAUAAUGCAAUCAUCGUUUAUCAAACACACAAGAGAGUGUGGCCUGCUUCUCAGCGAGAUGUUUUAUAUCUUUCUGCCAUUAGAAAGAUACCAGCCUUGACUGAAAAUGACCCUGAAACAUGGAUUGUUUGUAAUUUUUCUGUGGAUCAUGACAGUGCACCUCUAAACAAUCGAUGUGUCCGUGCCAAAAUAAACAUUGCUAUGAUAUGUCAAACCUUGGUAAGUCCCCCAGAGGGAAACCAGGAGAUUAGCAGAGACAACAUUCUAUGCAAGAUUACAUAUGUAGCUAACGUGAAUCCUGGAGGAUGGGCACCAGCCUCAGUGUUAAGGGCAGUGGCAAAGCGAGAGUAUCCCAAGUUUCUGAAACGUUUCACUUCUUACGUCCAAGAAAAAACUGCAGGAAAACCUAUAUUAUUCUAGUAUUAAUAGUGACUGAAGCAAGGCUGUGUGACAUUCCAUUUUGGAG
Messenger RNA from Chrysochloris asiatica (Cape golden mole), 2299 nucleotides. It is a transcript of the gene CERT1, whose product is annotated as collagen, type IV, alpha 3 (Goodpasture antigen) binding protein. NCBI's taxonomy places the organism in Eukaryota, Metazoa, Chordata, Mammalia, Afrosoricida, Chrysochloridae. Gene Ontology annotation, biological process: ER to Golgi ceramide transport. The record is from RefSeq and is a predicted model, not a curated record. Gene Ontology annotation, molecular function: phosphatidylinositol-4-phosphate binding. Bases 1 to 2253 code for a protein of 750 amino acids. Gene Ontology annotation, cellular component: Golgi apparatus. The transcript is spliced from 19 exons.